Molecule: messenger RNA, 843 nt
Organism: Stegastes partitus (bicolor damselfish)
Lineage: Eukaryota; Metazoa; Chordata; Actinopteri; Pomacentridae
Product: C-C motif chemokine 20-like
Exons: 4
Coding region: 90-371 (93 amino acids)
Biological process (GO): immune response
Cellular component (GO): extracellular region
Molecular function (GO): chemokine activity
Source: RefSeq, a predicted model, not a curated record
CAGGUGCAGCUCAGCACUCUCGACAGCAAACACCUUCGCUCUCCUGAAGAGACUCACCGAAGCAGCCAAACCUACGAAGAAACAGAGACAUGGCCUCUAAAGUUGCAGCUCUGCUCUUGCUGGGUAUCAUCUGCCUUGGGCUUGCAGCAGCUGAUGUUCCCGUGGACUGCUGUCUAAGUACUGCAGAGAAGCGCUUACCCCACAGGCUCGUCGCCAGCUACCAAAUUCAGGAUGCUGGGAAAGGCUGCGAUAUCAAGGCCACUCUGGUCAUUACAAAGGCUGGAAGGCAGCUGUGUCUCGUCCACCCCGAUGGGAACCAAUGGGUGCAACAGCUCAUUAACGCCGUGGACAAGAGAAAGCAAACUCAGUGAAUGAGGAGCAAAGACAAGGACUCUGAAGAUGUGGCUGAAGACUAAAGUGGGAGACAGACUCUCUGGUGUCUGAGCAGCCGUCUUGUACUGUAGAAGAUGUCUGAGAGGAUGACAAUCAUCACCUCUUACAUCUUAUUUAUGAUGCGUGACUCCAUCCGGCUAAAUGUACAGAUCUGCAUGUGUUUUUUUUGUUUUUUUUCUCAUUAGCGGUGACUGUUGCGGUGUAAUUGUGGUUGUGGAUGCCUCUUUCUUCCUUUUUCUAAUUAUGAGUGACUGUAAAAAUAGAAACACCUGCCUUGACUUGCCCAAAGAAUUUUUGUCGUUAUCGUGGUACUGUAUGCUGCUCGUGAAAACUCACAUUUACGGUGCCGUGUUUGUGACAACUUGUACAAAGUGUUGUAGAUGAUGAUUUGUGGACAUUGAAAUUGUUUCUGAAAGCAACUUUAAAAUAAACUUCUAUACUAUUUUGUAA